Monomorium pharaonis (pharaoh ant) is the source of this 2192-nucleotide messenger RNA. Its product is annotated as peptidyl-prolyl cis-trans isomerase FKBP8. The transcript is spliced from 5 exons. The record is from RefSeq and is a predicted model, not a curated record. Gene Ontology annotation, molecular function: peptidyl-prolyl cis-trans isomerase activity; protein binding. Bases 251 to 1402 code for a protein of 383 amino acids. Lineage: Eukaryota; Metazoa; Arthropoda; Insecta; Hymenoptera; Formicidae.
AACUUUAUGUAACGAUUUUUUUUUUUUACGAAUCUUCGAGAACUUUCAUUAUCAGGCGAUUUAAAUAAUGAUUUGACUAUGGAUUGAAUGAAUUAUUUAACUCUCGACAGAUGCACGUGCAAUUCCUUGGGGCUACGUACGGUACGUGCAUUGCCGCACAUUGCCGUAGUAUAUCUUCCAGUGAUUUUUAGUAGAAUACGUAACACGAAAUUUCUUACGUCCUACGUCUGAUUGCUGAUUUUUUUGAAUAAUGACCAUCACAUUGCACACCAAGAUGGAUGAAAGUGGGACACCAGAGAAAGAAAUACAGGCAGAUGUUCCUUACAAAGUAUCUGAAUACAAUGAUAAUUCCAAGGAUUCUGCAAUAAAUCCCCAACAAUCUUCUGAGAAGGAUCUGCAAUGUGAUAGCGAUGAUUGGUUAGAUAUUCUUGGCAAUGGUCAGCUGAAGAAGAAAGUUAUACAAAAGGGUGAAGAAAAUGUAAAGCCGCACAAUGGUGAUAUGUGUACAAUAAAGAUGAUUGGUAAACUCGACGAUGGUACAGUUGUGGAAGACUACAAUAAUUUAACUAUACAAAUAGGAGACAUGGAAGUAAUACAGGGAUUAGACUUAACGAUUAUACUGAUGGAAUUGAACGAAAUAGCUGAAAUUCUAAUCCAUCCCAGAUUUGCUUAUGGUCCUCAUGGAAAUAAAUCUAUACCACCUGACUCCACUAUUACGUACACGGUUCACUUGAAAGCAAUAGAAGAUGAGCCUGAGAUGGAGACUUUAAGUAUUGAACAAAGGAGAGAAAUAGGCAAUAGGAAACGCGAGCGUGGAAAUUGGUGGUUUAUUCGUAAGGAUCUCAGUUUUGCAAUACAAUGUUAUCGAAGAGCAUUGAAAUAUCUACAACUAGAUGAUGAUACAAAAUGGAAUAAAUAUGAAGAAACAGUACCAGUUACUGCUAAAGAACUGCAGACUUUGUUAGAUGAUAGUAUGAAGGUAUACAACAAUUUGGCAGCUGCAUUAAUUGAAACAGAAGCCUAUGAUUCAGCCUUAGAAAAUGUAAAUCGAGUUCUGAAGUAUCAACCAACAAAUAAGAAAGCUUUACUUAGAAAAGGAAAAAUAUUGAAAAUUAAAGGGGAAUAUUCAAAAGCUUAUUUGACCUUUGUUGAAGCGCAAAAGUUGGAGCCAAAUAUGAAAUUGUUACAAGCAGAACUGAUAAGUUUAAAAGAAAAAGUUUUAAAACAAAAUAGGAAAGAGAAGCAUCUAUAUGCUAAAAUGCUAGGUGUGAAUACUAAUAAGUCAUCAAAGGAUGUAAAAGUAGAAGAUAAAAGAAAAAUUGCUAAAGGAAUUCUAUGGACUCUGCUUGGAGCGUCUGCUGCUGUCGUCGGCGGUAUACUUGUACACAGAUUCAUUUCGUGAAAAAAAGGGAAUGUAAAAACAAGAUAAAAUGAAGACAAACCAAGUCAAUGAGGUGCAAAAUAAUUUUCUUUGUAUUAUAAUAACAGAAAUAUAUAGUUAAAUAUUACAAAUAUUACAAAUAUUAUUUGUUGAACUUAGUCAAAGUAAUGUAAAUUUUUAUAAUUGUAAUAUUAAAUUAUAUAUUUCCAACGUGCGAUAUGAGUAUAUUUGAACUAAUAAAUAGUAAACAAAUACGGAAAAUAAUGAAUACAAAAAACUUGACUUGAUAAUUUUUAAUAAUUAUAAAAUCGUAAUGUAUAUAUAUUCGAAUUAUUAUAGUUAUUUUAUAUAAUUAUUUGCAACAUAAAUUAAUAAUUCUUUGAUAAAUUCUAUGUAUGGUGUAUUUUGUGUACAUAUUACAUAUAUAACAAGAUAUAUAUCUAUAAAAACAAAGUUAAGAAUUUAAUUUUAUCCAAAUAUUAUGUUUUUACAUAUUUAAAAACUAAUUUCGAAUAUGCUUAAUACAGCAGAAUAGAGCAGAAUUGGGUGAAUUAAUAUAUUUUAUAAUAUAUUUUAUAAUUUUCUAAAAUUAAAUUUAAAUAAAAUUAAAGUUUGAAUAUCUUAUAAAAUUAAUUUAGUUACGUUAAGAGUUACACGAAUGAAAAACUAACUUAUUUAAAAGCUGCGUUAAGAUUAAGUUAAAUCAAAAAUUAAUUUUAAUAAGUAUUGUUUGUAUUAGAUUAGAAAGUCACAUGAUUUUUUAAAAUUAGAUUACUUUAAAUAUCAAAAUAAUAAAUAAUUAAAUAAAUAA